AUGAAAGUCUUGUUACGAGCUGCUAGUACAGAGCUCCGAUACACCGCAGCGUGCUCGCGAGCUGCGGUCCAGAUGCUGCUGCGUUGCUGCUGCGUCGCUGCUGCGCUGCUGCUAUGCUGCUGCGUUGCUGCUGCCCUGCCCCUGCUGCUGCCCUGCUGCUGCGUUGCUGCUGCGGCUGCACUUCCAGGGGAGACAGUGGGCUACCACGUGGAAGAGGAAAAGCCGGUGAAGUCCGAGAAGACGCAACUGCUGUUUGUAACUGCUGGAGUGCUGCGGAAGUACAUCUCGGGUGCGCUGCAGCAGCUGCAGCAGCAGCAGCAGCAGCAGCAGAAGCAGCCGCAGGCGGCGGACGAGGGCCCCCCCAGGGGGCAGAGGGCCCCUUGGGAAGGGCAAGAGUGCAGCAGCACGGAGGAUGUCUUUUUUCCAGACUUUUUGCUGCUUGAUGGGGCCCAGGAAAGGACUGCAGACUGCGACUUGUCUUUGCUGCUGGCGAAGCAGCUGGUGUUUAGGGCGACAGCAGCAGCAGCAGCAGCAGGGCAGCAGCAGCCGCCGUUUCGGCUGGUCGUCAUGCUUGCUGCUGCUCGCGUGAACGAAUUUGCUGCCUUUCUUUCAGCAAAAAGCCUCAACUCCUUCCAGGCAGGGCUUUCGGCGGAAGCAGACGAGGCGGCGCUGCAGCAGCUGCUGCUGCCGCUGCAGCAGCUACUGCUGCCUGGCCUGGCGGGCCGCAGGGGAGCCGCAGCAGCAGAGCAGCUCAGGGGCUUGGCCAGCAGCUUGCUGCUGCCUCUUGCUGCGCUGAGGAGCAGCGGCCCCACUCCGCCCGCUGCCGUGGCCGAGGAGCUGCAGCAAGCAGCAGCAGCAGCAACAACAACAACAACAGGCUCCUUCAACUCUAAAGAGGUCUUGAGCAGCAACUUCUUGCUGCUUCCGGGGAAUCCCACUUUCGCAGUUGAAGAACUGUUCUGGGGAGGCCCUCUAAAGCUGCUGUCCAGCUUGCCUGCAACUGCAGCAGCAGCAGACCUCUGCGCUGCUGCUAGUCCUGCGCUGCUGCGCUGCAUGGGCCUGGGGGCGGCCAGCAGCAGCAGCAGCAGCAGCAGUAGCGGCAGCAGCCGCAGCAGUAACAGCAGCAGCAGCGGCAGCUCGCCCAAGGCCCGCAGCUGGCAAACCGGAUUCCACGGCAGUUCCUGCCUCCGCUUUAAAAGUGGGAAGGGGCAGCAGCAGCAGCAGCAGCAGCAGCAAAACUGCAGCAGCGACAGAUUUGAAAUGCCGCAGCUUCACCGUGGGCGCCUCCAGAGAGCAGCAAAUCUGCUGCUCCUCAUCCACGUGCAAUGUUUGCUGCGUGGGGCCCCACAGCCAGCCGUGCUGGUUUUCCUGCCGGGUAGGUGCUGCUGCUGCUCUCGGGCCAGCAGCAGCAGCAGACUCCUGCUUGCUGCCUCCGUUGACGGUGCAGGCAAGCCCGAGAUCGCAGAGAUGGCGCGGGCGCUGCAGCAGGCCGAGGCUGCAGCAGCAUCAGCGCUGCAGCAGCAUUUUGGGGGCCGCCCAGGGAGCUGCUGCUGCUGCUGCUGCUGCAGCACCGCAGGGGCAGCCGGCCCUUCCCCCACUGCGGUCGAGCCCUUGCAGGAAGCAGCGCAGCAGCAGCUGCAGCUGCAGGUGCUGCAGCUGCACCGCGACGCCCCCAUAGAAUGCUUCACGCGGACCCAAAGCCAGCUGUCCAGCAGCAGCAGCAGCAGCAGCAGCAGCAUGAGCAGCAGGAUGAGAGUCAUUUUGGCCACGGACUUCGACGAAAGCAGCUUCCAUUUCGCCGGAGUCCAAAUUGUGUUCGACUUUGCCCUCGUCAGGGAGAAGUGCCUCAAAGAACCUAGCAAGACUUGCUGCUACGAGCUGCGGUGGGCGAGCCGCGCCGUGCUGGCGCAGCGCAAGGAAAUAGCAGGCCAGGCCGGGGAAGGGGUCUACAUUUGCUUCAUUUCGCAGCAGCUGUACAGGUCUCUGGAGUCUUUUUCUUUGCCGGAGUUGCAGCGGCUUCCUUUGGAGAAGGUUAUUUUGAAUCUCGUGGCCGAUCUUCCGGAAAAAAACACCAAAAGUGCCUUUUUUUGCCUCGCAAAUGCUCCAAAUCCGCCUGACGCAUGCAAAACCCUCGAAACUAUUUGCAAUUUGGAAGCAGCCGGCGCUCUUGAGCUCGGAUCGCCGUCUUUUCCGUUUUCGCGUUUGACUUCUCUGGGCCACGUGGCUCUGCUUCUGGCUUUGCCAGUAAAUGCUGCUCGCCUGGUUCUUUUUUCUGCAGCAUUUGGAGUUUUGCCUGCGGGAUUGUGGGCUGCUGCGCUGCUGCUUAGCAGCAGACCCACAGUUUUCGAACUCCACCGUGAGACUCCGCGCUCCGCAGCCCCUCCUGUGCGGCUGCUUUGCUGCAGCAGCUCUGCUGCUGCCCUCCCAGAAGCUUGCUGCAGAGGGGUGCAGCUUGUGGCUUCUGCUUGCGGCUUUCUGUGGGGUGAUAAUGUUGCUUCUGCAGCAAGAGGCGGCAAGUCUGGCGCGCUUUCUGACUUGGAAGUUUUGCGAAGAGUUGCAGCUCGUUCCAAAAGGCUUGCUGCUGCGGGCUGCAGCAGCAGCAGCAGCAGCAGCAGCAGCCUCUUUCCCAGGGCUGCUGAGGCGGCCCAGCCAAGGCGCAGCAGCUCUGGCCUAGCGCCCGAGCUCCGGGGCCCUCCCCGGGGCUCAACAGGACCCCCACCCGCUGCUGCUGUUGCAGCUGCCGCUGCUGCUGCUGCUGAGUCCGCCAGCAGCUCCAGCAGCUGCAUCUGGGGACAAGCCAUUCCGUGCGACAUCUGCGUGGACGUCGUCGCGCUGCUGCUGCUGCACCGCCACCAUGGGAAGCGCCUGAAGCUGCUGCUGCAGAGCCGCUGCGCCGCAGCGCAGCACCAGAAAACACAGCAGCAGCAGCAGCAGCGAGGCAGGAGGCGGCAGCCGUUUUGCACGGAAAUGAAGCUGCUGGAGCUGGAUCUGGAGGAGCGCGGCGUGUCAGUGCCAGGAGUAGCUGAAGUGGCAUUUCAUUACUUCGCCUUAUCCAAAAAGCUGCUGCAGUCGGGCCUUUUGCCUUUCCCGGGGGCCUCCAGAGCAAUUCCGGACUCCCUGAGGGGGCGCAGGGCCCCCCCGGCUGCAGCCGGGGACCCCGAGAAAGCCUGGGGCCCCCUGGGGGCCCCGGGACCCCCGGGCGGGCCCCCGAGGGGGCCCCUGGGGGGGCCCCCUGGGGGGCCCCUGGGGGCCCCGGGGGCCGUGGAGGGGCUUGUGUGGCGGCUGCAGCUGGCCGUGGGUGCUGCUUGCAUGCCUUUUGGCUUUGCGAAGUGCGAAGACUGCCCGCCGCUCAGUUUUCCGGAUUCGGGGCUGCGGGCCAAUUCGCAUUUCGCCUUCAAUGUUUUGUGCCUCGAGGCGUUUCGAGAGCGGCCCGAACUGCGGUGCCGCGCGGCGGUUCUCGAAGCUGCGGCGCAGCGCGCAGAAGCAGCAGCAGCAGCAGCAGCAGCAGCGGCAGCAGCAGCGGCGGCGGCGGAGGCCCCGCCCCCUGGCGGCUGCGCCAAAGAGGAAAGCAGGCUGGCGGAGGGUGUCUUCGCAGCAGCAGAAACCACUGAAGCAGCAGCAGCAGAGACCACUGGAGCCCCGGAAGCAAGGACCAGGGGACCACCAGCAGCAGCAGGGACCAGCGGAGCAGCAGCAGCAGCCGCAGGGACCCGUGAACCACCACCACCACCAGCAGGGACCAGGGGCCCCGCAGCAGCAGCAGCAGGGACCAGUGGCCCCGCAGCAGCAGCAGAGGCCCGCGGGCCAGCGAGGAAGCGUCCUCGGGCGGUGCAAAGCGUUGCUGCUGCAGCAGCAAAAGCCCGGGGGGGGCCCCGGGGGGGCCCCCCUGGAGUGUGGGGCCCCGGGUGUCUGUGCAGCUUGGCAUUUGCUGAAGGCUCUUCGGAAGCGCCUUCUCUUCGCCAGGGCCAUUUGGAAGAAGAGGCGCAGCUGCUGCUGGGGACUGCAGCAGCGGCGCACGAGCAGCGGUGGUCUCAGUGGUAUUUCGCGAGGGAGGCGCAGCUGCUGCUGCGCUGCAGCAGCAGCCUGCGCUCCCGCCUGCUGCUUGCUGCUGCGCUGCUCCAGCAGGCCGCCCCCAAGCCUCUGCUGCCAGCAGCGCAGCAGCCGCAGCUUCUGGUCAGCAGCUCUUUCGGGACUUGGAUGCUUCAGCAGCAGCAAACGCAUGCAAAGCUUCUGCAAGAAUUCAGCAGCCUGCAGGCCCGCCUGGAGGCCUGCGGGCUGCUGGUGGGGCCCCCCAGCAGCAGCGCGGGGGCCCCGGGCCCGGGGGGCCCCACUGGGGGCCUCCCAGGCAGCGAAAAGGGGGCCCCGGUGCUGCAGCAGGAGCUGCUGCGCGCUGCGGAGGCGCUGGAUGCUUUUGCUGCUAAGCUGCUUCUGUUCUGGGGGCCCCCUGGGGGCCCCGGGGGGCCCCCUGGGGGCCAGGAGGUGCCAGAGGCGCAAGAUGAGGGCUUUUGCUGCAGCCCUUGGAGCCGUUUCUUGAGGGCCUUGUUGGCCACAGACGUAGAGAACAGGAGCCGUACACCCCAGCAGCAGCAGCAGCAGCAGCAGCAGCAGCAGCAGCAGCAGCAGCCCAGCACGGCGCGCGUUUUCAAGAUAUCAGAGCAGUCUGUGCUGCACAGCAACGGCCCCUUUUACCCAGAAAGCUACUCGCGGGAGUUUCUGCUGCUGAGCCUCAAAGAGUGGAGCCCAGAGGCAGGCUAUUCCAGCGGGAUUUCAGAAGUUGAGGCAGCUUCGUUGCUGCUGCCGCUGCAGCAUUUGGAGGAGCUUCUUCUUUUGCUGCUGUCGCCGGCGGUCUGUGUCUUCUUGGGGAAGAGCUGUUUGUGCUGCUGCUGCAGCUGCUGCCCCUGCAACCCCGCGGCGAAGCAGCAGCUGCAGAACAGCGCCGGGGGUAGCGGCUGCUGCAGCAGCAGCUCCAGCGCUGCCGGGCGAGGCCCCCCCAGCAGUGCUGCAGCAGCAGCAAAAGCAAGUUCUUGCUGCUGCUUCUGCCUGAGAGGCGCAGUCUGCUACGCCGUGGUGUCCUUUGGGGGCUUUCGGGAGUUCGGCUGGGUGCCCCGGUUUCUGUGGAAAGCAGAAGAGCUGGAGCUGCUGAAGGCAGCCCGAGCAGCAAUUGCUGCUGCCUUCAAUCUCCCGAAUCUUCGCAGCAGCAGGGGCGUGGCUGCUGGCAGCAAGGAGCGCCCAGCUGCUGCUGCAGGAAGCAACAGCAAGGACUUGGGCGCUCGCUGGAAAGCGGGGGAAAGCAGCGGAAGCGAAGCUGCAAGUGAGGCGGAAGCUUUUCAAAAUAAUGAAGAAGAGGCGAAUGGGGAGUGGGGGCAAGCUGGAGAGGCUGCUGCUGGUUCAGAUUUCGACGGUUUGCUGCAGCAGCUGCUGCGCCCCAAGACCCGGCUGCAGCACAAGCAGCAGCUAGCAGCCACCACGGCCUCUGCGCCUCUCCGAGAAAGAAAAAUAAACCCAAAAGAGAGCCAAAGAGAACAGACUCAGCCGCAGUUUCCGGGCCCGCGGCCCCCGGGCGACGCUGCCCGCUGCUGGGCUGCGCUGGAUCUUGCAAAGCAGCAAGAAAGGCAGCAAGAGGGGCCCCCAGGGGUUUUGCUUCGCUUGAGGACUUUUGACUUGGAAGGCAACGAAGUGGGGGCCCCCCAGGAGGCACUGACACCAGCCAGCGGCGGAGUUCAAGUUCCGGGAGGGGGAGGCGAGAAGCAGCAAAAAAGGCGAAAGAGAGCAGCAGCUGCUGCUGCUUCUUCUGCUGCAGAUCCUCUCGCGGCUUCCAUUGCAGAUGCGCUGCAGCAGCAGCAGGCCCCACAAGCGCCCAAGACGGCCACUCUGCCGGAGGGAGCUGGCCCCAGCAUGUGGGGGCUGCCUGCUUCCUGUUUGCUGCUGCUGCAGCGCCCGCAGCUGCCUGCGCUUUCCUCACUGCAGCAAGAGGCUGCCUGGAGACGCCUGCCUGCAGCAGCACUGCCUUGCUGGGCGAGGAAGCUGCUGCUGCAGUGCGCCAACAGCUGCUGCAGAGUUCCGCUAGGGCUGGUUGGGGACCUGCAGCAAAUUUCUGCUGCUCGCCUGCCCCCGGAGGCUUCCCCGUGGGCCAAACUGGCUUUCAAGUACAUUUUUGAAGAGCUGCGGGCCCCAGCAGAAGCAGCAGCAGCAGAUCUUCCCUCGGGGAAGUCUGCUGCAGCAAGAAAAGGCUCCGCCGGCUUGCAGGAGGCGCUGCUGCAGUGGCUGGAGGAGGCGGAAGUGCUGCGGCCCGCUGCAGCAGCAGAGAUCCGGAAAGACACAAAAAAGACACAAGAGCCCGAGCUGUGGGUGCUGGACUCCAGCAAGAUCGGGCAGAAGCUGCAGAGGGAGUGCGAGACGUGCUGGGCGGAGGGGGAGCGCGCUGCAGCUGCUGCAGCAGGAAGCUGCUGCAGCAGCUGGCCGUGUGUGAUCAGCUGCUGCUUCUGCUGCCAGCUAGUGCCGCUGCUGGACGACGAGGAAACUUCGCUGGCGAAGCUGCGGCUGGAAAGCCGGCUGCUGCUGACCCCCUCAAGCCUGGCCCUUGUGUACGGCUACUUGCAGCCGCUGCUGCGGACUCGGCAGCGGCUGAAGCUGCUGCUGCUGAGGAAGCAAGAAGAGGUUUCGGCGUUUGGGAAAAGCGCAGCAACUCUGGCGCAGCAGAACCGCCUGAAGCAGCAGCAGAGCCACUUGGUGGACAAAUUCAUUUGCUGGGUUCUCUGCGGCGGCCCCGUGCGGCACAUCGUGGGCUUCAGCGUUUUCAACUUCCGCGUCUUCCCGCCCGACUCCCUCGUAGACAUUGCAGGACACACUGACUCCCAGCGAGUUUUCUUUUGGCGGCUCUUUUCUGCAAAUUCUUUCCCGCGAAGUCCUCAGGACUUCCCAGAAGCGCCGCCCGCGGGGCCGCUGCUUUCCUUCCGGGCCGCGCUGGAGUUGGGUCGAAACGAAAGCGCGGGCGAAAGCUUUCUCUCCGGCGCACCUGAGGAGUUUGAAUCGACGAAAAGGUUUUUUGCUGCCGCGAAAUACAUCCACAACUACGAAAAGGAGGUUCUCGAAGAAGACUUGAACACUUCGUUCAAGUUCGCCCAACACCUGGCCGACUUGCUUGCGAGGCGCUGCCGCUGGAUGGCCCAGCAGCCCCACCUGCGGGACUUGGAAGUGCAGCAGCAGUUCUUCCUCGAAUUUUGGGACGCCAGCAGUUUGGCCGGGGAGGAAAGCAGUUUGCUGCGGCAGCAGCAGCGGCGGCAGCAGCAGCAGGGGCACUCGCGGCGCCCUCUGCGUGCGGAAUUCGAAGGCUCCGCGCCGGCAAAAGGCCAAGUAAAUCUGAAUAAGUUCAUGCAAACUUUGCUGCGGCCUGAGUCGCCCCACCUGCGGAAAGCCCUGGUCCCGGGCGACCUGUUUGACUGGCAGGCGCGGCUGCUGCAGCAGCAGCGGGAAGCACUUCGCCAAGAAAUGGAAGCUGCUCUUUCUUCGCUGCCUGAAGAGUGGAUUGAUGGAAACUGGACUUUAAGUCGGGCUCUGGAGGAACAGGCGACUCGCUGGCGCUGGGCAGCAGAUGCUGCAGACCUGCAGCAGCAGCGGGAAGCAGACCGAGCUGCGCGCGAGCAGCAGCAAGCCUGGGAAAAGGAAUAUAAGUCUAGGGAGCUCAAAGAGCGAAGAAGACAACUCGAAAGAGAGGCCCUGCAGCCUCCAAACCUCCACGACUUCUUUUUUUCUUGA
Messenger RNA from Eimeria tenella, 7755 nucleotides. RefSeq lists its product as uncharacterized. The record is from RefSeq and is a predicted model, not a curated record. Gene Ontology annotation, molecular function: RNA binding. NCBI's taxonomy places the organism in Eukaryota, Apicomplexa, Conoidasida, Eucoccidiorida, Eimeriidae. Bases 1 to 7755 code for a protein of 2584 amino acids. Gene Ontology annotation, cellular component: intracellular anatomical structure. The transcript has 7 exons.